Molecule: messenger RNA, 614 nt
Organism: Dreissena polymorpha
Lineage: Eukaryota; Metazoa; Mollusca; Bivalvia; Myida; Dreissenidae
Exons: 5
Coding region: 48-614 (188 amino acids)
Source: RefSeq, a predicted model, not a curated record
UUGACUAGUAAUUAGAUAAAACAUAAUAAGCCUCAUUCUGUCAGCACAUGCGUCACGUGUCAUUCCGUAUUUGGAUGUACAGUAUGCACAGGCUAAUCAAGGAUGACACUGACCGCUUUAUGGAAGGAAGGAAGUCUGAAGACACAAUGAAAGCCUUCAUAGUUCUCUUCGUGGUGGGGGCAGCUUGUGCCUACAAGUUUGACUUCACAGACGACUAUUUCACAGAGGCCUUUGUGAACUACCACAAUGCCCGAACAGACGUAACAUGGAAGGCAACCACGGAGAACUUCAAGAAUGUUCCCCUAGAGGGCCGCAUGAACUACAUCAAGGACCUCUGUGGGACCCUGCCCAGCCCCGCCCACAAACGCUUCCCUGCCAAGGACAUUCAGGUGACCAGUGUCCCUAUGACACGUUUGAUGCUCGCACCCAGUGGCCAAACUGUCCAUCAAUCAAGGAGGUCAGAGAUCAGGGUGCCUGUGGAUCUUGCUGGUUGCCAGGGUCACCUCCACUCGAAAGUAUCCAAAGUCACAGAGAUGUCCCUUGCUCAGGCUGACCUGAGAGACCAGAAACGUGCACUGACUUAUAUUACCAAAGGAGACCUGUGCCCGGACUAG